UACUCACGAGAGUUACUAAUCGGUUCGAAUGAAUCUUCGCUCAACCCUUUUUAUCUUCACAACUCGAUCCGGCUGCCUCUGAACUCGACUGGCUUCUUCGAUCACGGCUAUCUAACACAAGCGGUCUAUAAUACUAACAGUCAAAACUCAGCUCUUGCUCCUGUCCCGGUUCCCGUCUCCACAACAGACAAUAUCACACUUGAUAAGCCCGGCUCUGUCUCUAGGCUGAAGUCCACUAGCCCAAAUACUGCUAUUGGUCUUCUGGGUAACGGGCUUCGAUCGGAGAGCAGCUUGAUUUUGGGCCAGCAAGGAAGUCAUACUGAUGUGCGAAUGAAACGAUUGCCCUGCUGA
This is a messenger RNA of Protopolystoma xenopodis, 351 nucleotides long. The record is from the annotation of a GenBank genome assembly. NCBI's taxonomy places the organism in Eukaryota, Metazoa, Platyhelminthes, Monogenea, Polystomatidea, Polystomatidae.